This is a messenger RNA of Lutra lutra (Eurasian river otter), 1495 nucleotides long. Its product is annotated as basic salivary proline-rich protein 2-like. NCBI's taxonomy places the organism in Eukaryota, Metazoa, Chordata, Mammalia, Carnivora, Mustelidae. The coding region runs from base 179 to 787 and encodes 202 amino acids. The transcript has 2 exons. The record is from RefSeq and is a predicted model, not a curated record.
GGAGGCUCCGCUUUGGGCUGGGGUGCUAGGGGUUUGAGCCAUAGUCUGCCCUGCCUUGCGGAGGGAGAAGCAGAAGGGACAGAGUAGCCCCGCCCGCCCAGAGUGUCAUGUCCACUCUUAUCAGGACCGCCAGGGCGGAAGGAGCAGGAAGGAGGUGCUGAGGCCGGAACUACUUGAGAUGGGGGAAGAGGCGACCUCCACCCGUCUCCCAAGAGCCCCGACCCACGGCGGAGACGCCCGAGUCCUCACGCUGCAUGAGCUCCGGCACGGGAGAGCCGGGACGUCCAGCAGGACCGAGUCCCCGCCCGCCCCCUCGAGGAUCAGGUGCUCAACGCCCUGCCGGGCCGCCAAAUCCCCGCCGCCGGCGUCCCAGGGUUCGUGCACCCCCGGCCCCCGCCCCCCAGGAGACGCACUCACUUUCCCCCACCACCGCCUUCAGCCCCGAGGGCGCCAUCUUCCCCCAGGGGCGCCGCCACCGCUUCCGGGUCUGUCCCAAGGUGGGGGCGUGGCCCCGCGCGUCAGCCACCUGGACCCCGCCCCGCGGAGCUGGCCCCUCCCACACCGGUCCUCGGAGAGGAAGAUCUGUCCCCCGCAGAGUGGGCGGGCGGAUGUGUCCACGCAGACGAGUGCGGAGUCACUGGAGGGGCCCCCAGACGACACACGCAGACGUGAGCUCAGACACAUCUUCCCUGCUUGCGUGCAGCGAGCAAGUGGGAUUGCGGGGAAACAACGCUUUAAUCUUUCCCAGACGCGGCUACCACCCUGCCAGAAGUUUCUCCGCGGCUGACGGAUGCUGUGUGCCCAUCGGGGGCCGUGGGGCCAUAAGCCCGUGACCCGAGCGUAGCCGCGGGCUGGACAACAUGUGAUCAACUCACGAGAAAGCCUGGAGGGAGGGUUGAAGCUAAACCAGCACCCACUGUGUGCCAAGGACCUGUGCCAGAUUCUCAUUCCAUCCCCGGAGAAGCCCUGACAGGGAGUGCGGUAUAGACAAUGAAACCGCGGCUCAGCGGGACCCUUGUCUAAGGCCACACGAUGAAUAGGCCUGCUGGGAUCUGAACGUGGACUCUGUCGGAGGGGGGCCGCUUGUCAUAGCCUUGCCCUCAUGGGCUGAUAAUCACAUCUCUCUGCUGAUGAACCCGUGGGCUCAGCGGCAUGCUUCAACCCCUUGCACACUUACACACACACUCAAUUCACACUUGACUCGAAAGUUCAUGGCCUGCUCCUGCUGUGCCCCAGCAAGUGGCUGUCACCUUGCCACACAGAGGGCACAGUCCAGUGGCACCCAUCCAAAAGAGGUCCCGUAUCUCAGGUGUGAUGCAUGGGUGUGAAUGCAGAGUCCAGAACUGGUUCCUUCAUUUGGCCAUGUUUAUUAAGAAUUGGUCUGGAUGGGGCACCUGCAUGACUCGGUCGGUUAAGCAGUCUGCCUUUGGCUCAGGUUAUAAUCCCAGGGUCCUGGGUUGGAGCCCCAUGUCAGGCUCUCUGCUUAGCAGGGAGU